Messenger RNA from Limanda limanda (common dab), 2133 nucleotides. It is a transcript of the gene elovl7a, whose product is annotated as ELOVL fatty acid elongase 7a. Gene Ontology annotation, biological process: very long-chain fatty acid biosynthetic process; fatty acid elongation, polyunsaturated fatty acid; sphingolipid biosynthetic process. The record is from RefSeq and is a predicted model, not a curated record. The transcript is spliced from 8 exons. Gene Ontology annotation, cellular component: endoplasmic reticulum membrane; endoplasmic reticulum. Bases 88 to 972 code for a protein of 294 amino acids. Gene Ontology annotation, molecular function: fatty acid elongase activity. Lineage: Eukaryota; Metazoa; Chordata; Actinopteri; Pleuronectiformes; Pleuronectidae.
GUCAGGACGGGACGGAGGAGAUCAAACACUUUGGAGUGCGGGUCCGCGGCAGCAGCAUCACUGAAGGCGCAGGUAACUUAUCUGAAAAUGGAAUUUGGGAGGAUUCUGUCUUCUGCCGCAUUCAUUUACCACAAGUUCAUCCAAAAUGCAGACUCUCGCACGGGGAGCUGGUUUCUCAUGUCGUCCCCUCUCCCCCAAACCAUCAUCAUCGCGGCAUACAUCUACUUUGUGGUUUCGCUGGGGCCGCGCUUGAUGGAGAACCGCAAAGCCUUCGACCUCAAAAAGGUUCUCAUCAUCUACAACUUCGGCGUGGUGGCGCUCUCGCUCCACCUGUGCUAUGAGUUUGUGAUGUCCGGCUGGGGCACGGGAUAUUCUUUCCGCUGUGACCUGAUUGACUUCUCUGAUUCACCACAGGGCCUGAGGAUGGCGGAAACAUGCUGGCUUUACUACUUCUCAAAGUUCAUCGAAAUGUUGGACACAAUUUUCUUCGUCCUGAGGAAGAGAACCAAGCAGGUGACAUUUCUCCACGUCUACCAUCACUCCAUCAUGCCCUUCACCUGGUGGUUCGGCGUUCGUUUUGCUGCAGGUGGUCUGGGUACGUUCCAUGCCCUGCUCAACUGCAUCGUCCACGUCAUCAUGUACUCGUACUACGGCCUCACUGCCUUGGGCCCCUACUACCAGAAGUACCUGUGGUGGAAGCAGUACCUCACCACCAUUCAGCUGAUCCAGUUUGUUAUGGUGACCAGCCACAUCUCCCAGUAUUUCUUCAUGAAGGAUUGCCCCUACCAGUUCCCCGUCUUCGUGUACAUCAUUGGCCUGUAUGGCAUGAUUUUCCUGUUCCUCUUCCUCAACUUCUGGUACCAUGCCUACACCAAGGGCAAGCGGCUGCCUAAGGUGCUGCAGGCUCAGAGAUGGGCUCACCACUCCAACGGAGUCAUGAAUGGAAACGCCAAUCACGAAAGGGAAGAGUGACGCACAACUUUGCCAUUCAGGGGGUUUCAGGGUUGACCUCUAAGCAAACCAAGUAGUCUCGAGAUUCAGCCCCAAUUUGUUUGGACUGUUUGUUUUAUUUGAUUUUUAAUUGCUUUCACUUGCAACUACAAAAGGAACAAGACCAUCUUUUAAAUUAUCACCGAAGCUAUAUUGAAAACCCAAGCUGGAGGAUUUUUAUGUAAUCCCAAGUGUUCAAAUGGAAAAGUCGAAAUCUCCCUCCUUUUUCUGCUACGUAUGGUAUGAAGAACUCUACUUCACUAUUCACGCUGAAUACACGGCUUCACCGGUGGCCAGACCACAGGACCCUCGGACUGGACAUCCUCCCUCAUCCAGAGACUUUUUUUAAGAUUUAAAAGUUGUGCAAUGAAAAAUUAAGGGUUAUUUAUUUCACUUGGCCUAAAAUGAUGACUUAAAAAAAAAUAGGGUGAUUAGGCCAAGCGCACGUUCUUUUGUUCAGUUAGUUUAAUGGUUGCAUGCACGCAGAACACGGGUUUCACUAGGUUUCAUCACUAAUGCAUGAGAACUUCUCCAGGUCGAGUCGCUGCUGCUGCUGAUGGUAGAGACAUCAAAUGAAAAGAGUCGUCUUCAAAAUGACGGGAUGAAUUCGUUCUCCAAUGAUGCAGCGGAGCGACAGGCGCCGGAGCGGAACAACUGGACCACUGUGGUUCUUGGAGGGUUCACAGCAGAGCUUUAGCUGCUGCUUCCUCACUGAAGCACAUUUCAAAAAUAACACUUACUCGACCACUGCACACUCUGUUACACGGUUUCACUAUUCAAGCCAACCGGUAAGAAAACACGAGCAGCAUCAGUUGCCCACUUUAAGUAUUUUGCUUCCCGUAUCGAAGCUUUGUGGCAACGAUGUCCUCGGACGGCUGGAGUCACUACCUUUCAUAUGUUAUGAUCUUACACUGAAGUCAAUGUGGUGUCUGAAGACACAGGAUGGAUCUUGGUUUUGAAACCACCUCAUUCAGGUGAAAGCCCAUGUUAACAUUUAAGAUUUACUUGUUUGUGUAAUGCCUAUUUUCCAGUUCCUUUUCAGAUCCCUUUUUAUAAUAUAGUUAAUAUUGUAAGAAAUGUGACAAAUGUUUAUAUUGUAUUUUAUGUAUUUAUACAAAAAUAAAUGAUCAAUUUACUUUGAAA